Molecule: messenger RNA, 2772 nt
Organism: Diplodia corticola
Lineage: Eukaryota; Fungi; Ascomycota; Dothideomycetes; Botryosphaeriales; Botryosphaeriaceae
Product: interferon-induced gtp-binding protein mx
Exons: 4
Coding region: 1-2772 (923 amino acids)
Cellular component (GO): membrane; cytoplasm; microtubule
Molecular function (GO): GTPase activity; GTP binding; microtubule binding
Source: RefSeq, a predicted model, not a curated record
AUGUCUGCGUACGGCACACCUACUCUUGGGCCCGUUGCAGACACUCCUCCUUAUUCACCAGAGACUCUCGCCACUUAUCUCAACGAGGUCAAACUCGACGAGCCAGACGUGGAGAUGAAGACUGUUUCUCUAGAAGACACAGCACUUGGCCAACUCCAAAAUGGCGAUCAAGCCAACCUCCUCGACGUCAUCGACGAGCUCCGCGGCCACGGCAUCAGCAAGCACAUCGACCUCCCGCAACUGAUCGUCUGCGGCGACCAAUCCUCCGGCAAAAGCUCCCUCCUCGAAGCCAUCACGCACCUCCCCUUCCCCUCGAAAGACGGCAUCUGCACCACCUUCGCGACGGAAGUCGCCCUGCGCCGCUCGCCCCGCCGCUCCAUCAAAAUCAGCAUCAUCCCGGGGCCCUCUCGCAGCGACGCCGACAAAGACCGCCUCAAGCGCUUCACCGCCACCUUCACCAACCCGUCCGACUUCCCCGCCCUCAUCGAAGACGCCAAGAAGUGCAUGAACGGCACCUCGUCCCCGUCCCCCGACUCCCCAACAACGCCACCAGCCAACAAAUCCAUCAACGACGACGUCCUCCACCUCGACAUCUCGGGCCCCAGCUGGCCCCCGCUCACCAUCGUCGACCUCCCCGGCCUCAUCCACACCCAAGCGCGCGGCCAAACCGCCGCCGACGUCCGCACCGUCCGCCGCCUCACGCAGUCGUACGCCUCCAACCCGCGCUCCGUCAUCCUCGCCGUCGUCGCCGCCAACUACGACCACGCCAACCAGGCGGUGCUGGGGCUCGCGCGCGAGGCCGACCCCUCGGGCCGCCGCACGCUCGGCAUCGUCACCAAGCCGGACCGCGUCGUCGUCGGCGGCGAGGACGAGCGCGGCGUCGUGCGGCUGGUCAAGAACGCCGAGCACGAGCUGCGGCUGGGCUGGCACGUCGUCAAGAACCGCGACCACGCCAUGCGCGACGCGUCGUCCGACGAGCGCGACCGCGCCGAGCGCGACUUCUUCGCCAACGGCGUCUGGGCCAGCGUGGUCAAGGCGCACGUCGGCGUCGACGCGCUGCGCGCGCGGCUGGGCGCCAUCCUGCUGCGGCAGAUCAGGACGGAGCUGCCGGUGCUGCAGGAGGAGAUCAGGAAGGGGGUGCGGGAGUGCGAGGAGGGGCUGGCGCGGAUGGGCGAGCCGCGGGAGAGCGCAAGGGACCAGAGGGCGUAUCUGGUGGAGAUCAGCAAGACGUUUGAGCGGCUGACGCUGGAUGCGGUGCGCGGGACGUAUCGGAACGAGUUCUUCACGCUGCCGACGGAGGAGGAGGCGCAGCCGCGGCGGCUGCGGGCCGUCGUGCAGAACGCCAACGAGGAGUUUGCGUUCGUGAUGCAGAAGUACGGGCACAGCAGCACCAUCGUCAACAGCGCCACCGAGGCGGAGCCCAGCUACAAGCGCGUCUCGUCGUCGCACAACGGCGCGUCCGGGUGCUGGUCCCCGCUCGAGAACUCGGCCCCCGCGCCGAGGAUCACGCUGCGCUCCGACUUCAUCGAGGAGAUCAAGGAGAAGGAGCGCAGCCGUCGUGGCUGCGAGUUGCCCGGCAUGUACAACCCGCUCCUCGUGUGCGACAUCUUCCGCGAGCAGGCCAGGCCGUGGGAGGUGAUUGUGAAGGAGCACGCCGACAUCAUCUGGCACGCCGCGCUCGGCUUCCUGGAGACGCUGCUCGGGUCGCUGACCGAGGGGCACACGAACUACGCGCUCUUGGAAGACCACAUCCAGCCGAUCAUGGACGCGAAGAGGAAGGAGCUUUUCACGAAGAUCGAGGAGCUCUUGAGGCCGUAUAAGUCGGAGCAUCUGAUCACGUAUCAUCCCCUGUUUCGCGAGUCGAUGCAGCAGCUUAGGUCCAAGAAGCUGCAAAGCGACGUUUCGUCGCGUCUAGGGCGUUGGUAUGGCGCGGAUAUGUCGGCGGCGAUCCAGACGUCGCCGGAAAAGAUUGUAAAUGCGCUGAAUAUCACGUCGGGGGGGCAUGGGGACGUCGACGAAGGCGAGUCCGCUUCGGAGGAGCUGCUGUAUUGCAUGGAGGCUUUUUAUAAGGUUGCUCUCCACACUUUCAUCGACAAUGCGGCCACUCUCGCCGUGGAAAGCUGUCUUGUCUCUUCGCUUCCCGACAUCUUCUCGCCGGGAGUCGUGUCGGCCAUGGAUGACGAAACGCUGGCGAACUUGGCCUCUGAGUCGGAGGAGACAAGGAGGGAGCGUUCGACGCUUCAGGAGCGGUUGAGAAAUUUGAAAGAGGGGGCGAGGAUUGUGGGAAGGCAUGCCCGUCAGGCGCCGCCGCCACCACCACAAGAAGCACCUCGAAAGCCUGCAGCCAGAACGACGAGGCGCACACCUCACGCUCCAGCGACGCCACAACCUACUCCACAACCUACUCCAGCGCGAAAGUCCGCGCCCUUUCCGACCUGUGAGUCCGAGUCUUCGAGCAGCACGUCAUCGCCCGUUAUGCCAGCAUCCGUUCCCUCGGACGCGACAUUGGCAGUGCCAACGCCCCCCACAAGCUCUCCGGAAGGCCACCGGGAAGCUGAUCCGAAGCUCGGGCUCUCAGAAAACACGCGAAACCAGCCUCCCCCUCCUCCAAGGAGAAAAUGGUCGCCCGAAAACUUUUCCGGCCCAGGGGGACCUGAUUGGCACAGUAUCCUGGGCGAAAUAGAUGAUUACUGCAAUGGCGUCAGAGCCCCAGCGAUGACGUCGUCUGCCGGUGUGCCGCGGGUUUCUGUCGAGGACGAUGAGGAGUUGUGA